AUGUCAUCUAAUUUAUCAACAGUUUCAACGAAUAAUUUAUCAGUAUGUACAUUUAAUGUUCUUGCACCUUGUUAUAAACGUUUAUCAUCUGAAUAUGAUCGAGAAAGUGCUCAUGAAUCUCUUUGGAAACCACGUCAUAUAUCAAUAAUAAAACUUCUUCAAUCACUUCAACUUCAUAUAAUUUGUUUACAAGAAUUUUGGUUAAAUGAACCAUCAUUUUUACAAUUAUAUGAAUCUCAUCUAUCAUCAAAAUAUUCCUUUCAUUAUGUUCAACGAACAAAUAAUCUUGAUGAUGGUUUAGCAAUAUUAGUUGAUAAAAAUUAUUUAAAAUUUGUUGAUAAAUAUGAUCUUUUAUUAUAUGAUAUUGGUAAUCGUGUUGGUCUUUUACUUAAUAUUGAAUAUAAUGGAAAAUGUUUACUUUUAAUAAAUAUUCAUUUAACAUUUCCACAUGAUUCAUUUGAUCGUCGUUUAAGAUUAACACAAAUGAAAAAAUUUCUUGAAUUAAUUAAUGAAUAUCAAAUAAAUAAUAAUCUUUUAAAUAAAUGUUCAAUUAUUAUUUGUGGAGAUUUUAAUUCUCCAUGUGAUAAUGAUCCUGUUUAUCAAUUAUUAGAAAAACAAUUUCAAUCAUCUUAUUUCAUUGUUCAUGGAAAAGAACCAAAAGUAACACAUUUAACACAUCGAAAUGAAGAAUUAGGUGUUGAUUUUAUUUUUUAUCAAUCAAAUACUUUUCGACCUAUUUCAAGUGAAUUAAUUCCUCGUGGUUGUGAUGAACAGAAAUGGAAUGAUACCACUGGAUGGAAUUUAAGUGAUCAUCGUGCUGUUAUCUCCACAUUUCAAGAUAAACAAAAUCAUAAGAUAAAAAAUGAUUUUUAA
Molecule: messenger RNA, 873 nt
Organism: Rotaria sp. Silwood1
Lineage: Eukaryota; Metazoa; Rotifera; Eurotatoria; Philodinida; Philodinidae
Source: the annotation of a GenBank genome assembly